AACAAUUACAACGAACUAAAACUGCAUUAUUCCCUCAUAAUCGUUUGGAUAAUACAAUCGAAAAAAUUACAAUAACAGAAUUUCAUAAUAAAGAUCCACAAGUAGAAUUCUCAUCUUUUGAUGGUGAUACUGAUUGUCUUAAUUCCAAUGAUGGUGAAUUUGCAAAUGCUUUGAAGAACUUGCACGUAAUAACCCCGUAUUACACGAGGGUAUCGAUCGAAGAAGCGUUUAACUGGAAUGAGGUGGCAAUUUCGAUUCCAAAUGUGGAAGGAGAAUGGUAUAUCGUAGCAUUUAGGUCUAUUCGUCGAGCCGAUGCGGAUAGUGUUGCAUUGUACGAAGCAGACUAUAAAGCUCAUAAUGAAGCGAAGUUAAACGGAGGACUGCUGAAGUAUUGGUAUGGAAAUUUAAAUGAAAGUCGUGAAUGUCUCGCAAUGUGCAUAUGGUUAAAUCGAGAUUACGCACGUGCCGCAAACAGGAAACCACAUCAUAUUGAAGCAAUGAGCUUAGCAGCUCGAAU
Messenger RNA from Ambispora leptoticha, 517 nucleotides. The record is from the annotation of a GenBank genome assembly. Lineage: Eukaryota; Fungi; Glomeromycota; Glomeromycetes; Archaeosporales; Ambisporaceae.